AUGGCGCCAAAGGGGAAGAUGCUCGCCAAAGCAAAGGCAAAGCCUGAGGCUACGCCAAGGCCAUGGCCACCCAAAGUCCCCAUGGGUCCCAUCGAGGACGUGCUGCCACUCAUCGCUGAUGAUGACGAGUCCCUGGACACCUUGAUACUUCCGCCCCCUGGCUUACUCGAUGGAGUUGAUCUGCACUUCGGCCCCGAGGAGAUGGAGUAUGUCUGUCAAUGCCUCGAGAAAAACACAACCGUAACGCAGCUCAAUGCUUCCAUGUCCGCGAUUGGUGAUGCUGGUGCAAAGCACAUCGCAGCGCUACUGGACAAAGAUGACAAAGGGACGAAGGGGACGAUCGCGCGGCUGUCAUUGAACGGCUGCGGUAUCGGCUCGGAGGGUGCGCGAGCGUUAGCUGACGGGCUGGCCCGGUCUGAUGUGAUGGUUGUCGAGCUGACGAGCAAUCGCAUCGAUGACGCUGGAGGCAAGGCCCUGUUGGAGGCACUACGGCAGAACAAGAAACUAAGGGAGCUGAAGCUGUCUUUCAACCCAAUAUCGCAGGAAAUCGAGGCUGAGAUAGAGAGGGCCCUCCUGCUGCGAUGA
Messenger RNA from Symbiodinium natans, 585 nucleotides. The record is from the annotation of a GenBank genome assembly. NCBI's taxonomy places the organism in Eukaryota, Dinophyceae, Suessiales, Symbiodiniaceae.